This is a messenger RNA of Pyricularia oryzae 70-15, 603 nucleotides long. RefSeq lists its product as uncharacterized. The coding region runs from base 1 to 507 and encodes 168 amino acids. The transcript has a single exon. Lineage: Eukaryota; Fungi; Ascomycota; Sordariomycetes; Magnaporthales; Pyriculariaceae. The record is from RefSeq and is a predicted model, not a curated record.
AUGCAGAUUCUCAAGAUCACUUGGGCCAUGGUCCUGCUGGCCGUCGGUGCCGCUGCUCUCCCCACCCCGGUCAACGUCGCUGCCGACCAAGCGCCAGAAAACGGCCAACUCCCGGCCCGCAGCGGGCCCAGCUCACCCGUCGCCAAGAGCACUGAAGGCGCCUCCUCCGAGCCGGGGAGCGAUGUACCCAGAUACCCCCUCAAGAAGAAGCCUGAGGUCAAAUAUAAUAUCGAGGCCAUGGUGAAGGCAGCGUGGCCACCGCCACCGGUGCAAUGCAUGAAUUGCCAAAAGGAGUGGAAAACCUGGAAAAGCUGGAACACCCGGAAAAUCCGGAAAGGCCGGAAAGACCGGAAAAUGGAUCAAAACCCAAAGACCUUUGACAGAUGGGAGGACUUUGAGACCCACCACUAUUACAAGCACCCGGGCACACCUCAAGACGUCAAAUUCCUACCGAUACCGAUAACGAAGCCUCUUUACACUGUAGUCUCCCCCGGAGAAUCUGAGUAAAGGGGUUCGCAUGUAAAUAGUUAUAGGACUGGGGAAAGAGGGUUGUGAUGGAGUUCGGAUGUUCCCAUAUAUAUAGAUCAAUACGGUAUAAUCAUU